Messenger RNA from Pelmatolapia mariae (spotted tilapia), 5778 nucleotides. RefSeq names its product glutamate receptor ionotropic, NMDA 2D (gene grin2db). Bases 1 to 5778 code for a protein of 1925 amino acids. The transcript has 16 exons. Gene Ontology annotation, biological process: excitatory postsynaptic potential; monoatomic ion transport; long-term synaptic potentiation. Gene Ontology annotation, molecular function: NMDA glutamate receptor activity. The record is from RefSeq and is a predicted model, not a curated record. Gene Ontology annotation, cellular component: NMDA selective glutamate receptor complex; plasma membrane. Lineage: Eukaryota; Metazoa; Chordata; Actinopteri; Cichliformes; Cichlidae.
AUGGUCGCCAUACCUACUCUCUCUCUCCUAUUGGUCCUGGCAGAGUGGGCAGGUCUGGUGGACGCCUCCCCCCACCUCCUGCUCCGGCCGAGUCCGCGGGAGCGUGAUGCAGGGGCCAUGAUGAACUUCAACAUCGCCGUGAUCCACGCCGGUGCGACAGUGCAGGCGGAGGCGGCAGUGGCGGGGCCUGGGGGAAGGGUGCUCUAUCCCGGCUUUGGCCGGGUCUACGGCUCCCUGGGGGAGAGCGUGGUCACCCAGUGGGGCUCUGCUAACGUCAUCUGGCUACAGGUGAAUGACAGUAGUCCUAAGACAGUACUGUCCCAGCUGUGUGAGCUGCUGGCGGCGCGGCCCCUGCAGGGUCUGGUUUAUGAAGAGGAGAGGCCCCCUCGCACAGCUUGGGGACCUUUGGCCCCCAUGCUGGAGUUUGUCUCUGCACAAACAGGACUGCCCAUUGUGGCUGUAGGAGGGGGAGCGGGGCUGGGGAGGAUGCCACAGGAAUCAGGUUCCAUCUUUCUCCAGUUCAGCUCCUCUACCGCACUCCAAUUAGAAGUCAUCUUUGAGGUGUUGGAGGAGUACGACUGGACCGCCUUUUCCGUGGUGUCCACGCGCCACCACGGCUACCAGGAUUUCCUGUCUGUGGUGGAGGGCCUAACGGACGGCUCGUUCAUCGGAUGGGAGAAGAAGAGCGUGGUGAUCCUGAACGUGACCGACGACCCUGGGGGGGCACGCACACGCAGGCUGCUGAAGGAGAACGAGGCGCAGGUACGUUUGCUGUACUGCUCCCAGGAGGAGGCUGAGCUGGUUUUCCGAGCUGCCUGGGCCGCAGGUCAAGCCGGAGCCUCGCACAUGUGGUUUGCUGUGGGACCAGCCCUCUCCGGUUUGGGCAUGGAGAACCUGCCCCGGGCUUUAUUUGCUGUACGGCCUCAGGGCUGGAGGGACGAGCCCCGCCGAAGGAUCGCUCGCGGUGUGUCGGUGCUGACUCAUGGGGCAGUGGCAAUGCGAAAGGAAUACGGAACCACGGGCGGGCCAAACUUUGUCACCAACUGCAUGACGGAUGCCAAUCAGACCCAGAGACUGCGAGGCAGGAUGAGAUAUUUCAGCAACAUCACGCUUGGUGGUCGAGAUUACUCUUUUAAUAGUGACGGUUACCUGGCCAACCCCUUCCUGGACGUCAUCUCGUGGACACCUGGACGUGGAUGGGAAGAUGUAGGCUGGUGGGAGAAUGGCGUGCUGAGGUUACGGUACCCAGCCUGGUCCCGCUACGGGCCAUUCCUUAAACCACCCGAUGAUGCCCAGCACCUGCGUGUUGUCACACUGGAAGAAAGGCCAUUUGUCAUUGUAGAGCUUGCAGACCCUGCAUCUGGAACCUGCAUCCGUGACUCAGUUCCCUGCAGACGACCCCUUAAUGCCAGUGCCAUCCAUGAGGGUGUGGCUCCAAUGAAGCAGUGCUGCAAGGGUUUCUGCAUUGACAUCCUCAAGAGAUUGGCCAAAAUUGUCGGCUUCACCUACGAUCUUUACUUAGUGACCAAUGGGAAACAUGGGAAGAAAAUUGAUGGGGUUUGGAACGGCAUGAUUGGAGAGGUGGUGUACAAGCGGGCAGAUAUGGCCAUUGGCUCGCUGACUAUCAAUGAGGAGAGGUCAGAAGUUGUGGAUUUCUCUGUGCCCUUUGUGGAGACGGGGAUCAGUGUCAUGGUCUCCCGUAGCAAUGGGACUGUAUCGCCAUCAGCUUUCUUAGAGCCCUACAGUCCAGCGGUGUGGGUGAUGAUGUUCGUCAUGUGCCUGACCGUCGUGGCUGUGACUGUCUUUAUUUUUGAGUUCUUCAGCCCCGUAGGCUACAACCGCAGUCUCCAGACCGGCAAGAAGGCUGGAGGGUCUACUUUCACUAUAGGAAAGUCUGUCUGGCUUUUGUGGGCCAUUGUCUUUAACAACUCUGUGCCAGUGGAGAACCCAAGAGGAACCACAAGCAAGAUCAUGGUGCUGAUUUGGGCCUUCUUUGCUGUCAUUUUUCUGGCCUCCUACACUGCUAACCUGGCUGCCUUCAUGAUCCAGGAGGAGUACAUUGACACAGUGUCAGGCCUCUCGGACAAGAAGUUUCAGCAUCCCGAGGAGCAGUACCCACCUCUGAAGUUUGGCACGGUGCCCAACGGUAGCACAGAAAAAAACAUCCGCUCCAACUACCCAGACAUGCACCAGUACAUGGGAAAAUACAACCAGAAAGGAGUGGAGGAUGCCAUACUGAACCUCAAAACCGGGAAACUGGAUGCCUUUAUUUAUGACGCUGCAGUACUGAACUAUAUGGCUCGGAAGGACGAAGGUUGUAAGGUGAUGACCAUAGGCUCGGGGAAGGUUUUUGCCACCACAGGCUACGGUAUCGCCCUGCACAAAAACUCACGCUGGAAACGUCCUCUUGACCUGGCCCUGCUGCAGCUGGUGGGAGAUGAUGAGAUUGAGAUGCUGGAGCGCCUCUGGCUGUCAGGUAUCUGCCAUAAUGACAAAAUUGAGGUGAUGAGCAGUAAACUGGACAUUGACAACAUGGCUGGGGUCUUCUACAUGCUGCUGGUGGCUAUGGGCCUCAGCCUGCUGGUGUUUGCCUGGGAACACUUAGUGUACUGGAAGCUGCGCCACUGCAUGGCCACUAGUUCUGGAAAAUUGGACUUUCUCUUGGCAAUCAGCAGGGGUAUGUACAGCUGCUGUAGCUUUGAGGAUGAAACAGCAACAGGUGGAGCUAAAAGUCUGCCAACGCAUCACCACACAGCAAUGGUUACAGUUCCGUCACAGUCACAUGUUGUCUCAACGUCUUUGACCAACCCAGCAAUUGCAAUGGCGCAACAGCAGCAACAACCGCAACCGCAGCAACCGCAGCCCGUGUACAAAACACCUCUACCGGGCUCUCCUCCCACCGUGGUGCAUUCUGGGACAGCACUGGGUCCAGCUAACACACCGAUAGCUGGUGCGCCCCUACCUUGCUCCACCUUCCUGCCACGACCAGACCGCAGACUGGCUGUGGUGGAUCGUUGGAGGCUGCCCAAAUCUGCUACAGCCACCAACCCAAUGGCUGUAAGGGGGGGUAUCAGUGACAUGGGACCCUUUGCUCAGAAAGUCCCACCAAACUGGGCUUCCACUGCUGGAGGGGCUGGGGGACUUGAUGGUUAUAAGCGUUACUAUGGUCCCAUUGACCCUGAGGGACUGGGGCCCUGCAUGGAGCAGCAGGCAGGGUCCCAGACCCCCAAGACUAUGCCCAGGGGGGCUGUUAAACCUCUGGGCACUCCCAGACUGCCUCCUAAGAGUCAGGCACCUCUACCUCCUACACCCCCGCUGCCACACCCCUCCCCCCCUCUCCCCUCAUCCUUCUUGAGGAAACGAAGGCCCAAGAAGCCCAAAGAGUCCGGGGGGCCACUAUACGAGAACAUUCUGCCCCUAGGGCGGAGGGGAGGAGCACGAGAUGGUGUGAGGGAGGGAGUAGGGAGGAGGGUACGCCCCCUCUCUCCCCCACUCUCACUUCCUGUACCGGUACCCCUCAGCCCCUCCUAUACCCCUCCUUCUCCCUCUGCAUCCUUGCACUAUACAUCUUCAUCCUCUUCGUCAACCACAUCAUCCACAUCCACGUCGUCAUCUGCCUCGUCUUCUCGCUCCACCUCUCCUACUUACUCUUACAGCUCCUCCAGGAGCACACGGGACAGAACUGGAGGAAUAGAUGGAGAGGAUGAUGAUGACGAUGAGGAGCUGACAGAAGAGUCAAGCCUCCUCCUUGGGAGGGGAAGAGAGAGGGAGCGCUCAAUCAUCCGGCCUCGUUCUCUCAGUCACGGCCGCCUGCCACCACCCAUACCCCCCAGGAAACCACGCACGUCCUGGGGUGACAGAGAAAGGGAACGAGGGAGAGAAAGAGGUGGGAGCCAACUGUCUCAGCUCCAAGAGUGGUGGGCAAGCUGGAGUGAGAGAGAGAGGAGUGGAGCAGGUGGAGAUGCUGAGCGGCAAAAAAGGGAAAAGAAGAGAAGAAAAGAGAAGGAAAAGGAGAAGAAGAAAAAGAAAAAGAACAAAAAGAGGAAAAAGCGAGAAGAAAGGGAAAGAGAGCGAGAGAGAGAAAGGAAGCGUAGAAAAGUAAAAAAGAGGAAGAAGAAGGCCCUUAAAACAAAGAAAAGGAAGAAAUCAACAGGGGGAAAGCGGUCUGAGACAGAGGAGGGUGAUAUAGAGGCAGACAGGGAAGGAGAGGCAGAGGGAGAGAGGGAAGGAGGAAUACAAGACUACUCUUCAUUUUCUGCGCAGUAUCGGAGCACAUUUGGGGAAAAGGGGCGCGAUUCAUGGGAAGGAGAUAGAGAGAGAUGUAGAAGAGAAGGAGAUGAGGGCAAUGACAGGGAAGAGGAGGACAGUGGAAGAAGCAGGGAGAGGCGCCCUAAAUCCUCACACUCUCAUUCAAGGCAUCGUACACCCAGUAAGCGCUAUCCUAACCUGAACAAGCUCCCUGCGUCCGUCAAAUUUUGGGUAAAUGGAAGAGGAGGUGACUCUAAUGCUCCUCCAAUAUCCCUCCAUCCGCUUCUUCCGUCCUCUAAGCGGCGAAGAAGUGGGGGGAUGGAUAGAGAUGAUAGCGGUAGGCUUGGAGAACGGCGUCCUUUGUUAAUGCGUUAUGAAAAAGAGAAAGCACACACAAGAGAAGGGCUAUCCUUCCAUGAGUGGGACUCUGAAGACGAUGAUGUCGAUGAUGAGGAGGAGGAGGAAGAGGAGGAGAGGGAUAGAGUGAGGGAACGGGUGGAGGGCAGGGGAAGGAGGGCAGGUAGGGGGGCCGUCUCUGAGUCAGAGAGGGACAGGGCCAGGGCAGAGGACAGUUACUCAGAUGAGGGCUCGUCGGGGGAGUUUGGCCGUUUUGAAAGAUACUGGGAGGGAGGUUCAGGGGGAAGCGGCACUGGGAUAGGGGGCAUAGGAGGAGGAGGCUGGUUCUUUGGUACCUACCCCUCCAGAGAGAAAGGGGGCAGUGUCAACAGUCGAGAUGAUUCAUUACUAGGAACUAGAGCAGAAGGCUGGAUUGGAGCUGAUUUCUGGGGAUCGGGACCAGGUGUUGGUUGGGGUUCUGGGGGAGGGAGCGGGGGUUUGGGUUCGCAGUGGCCACCACCUCCAGCAGCCUUCCCUCCACCUCGACGAUACUGGUCUAUGGACAAAAUUCCUGUGAAGGGUGAGAAAAAGUGGAAGAGUGGAGGAGGGAAGAACAAGGGACGAUCUAGGGAAAGGGGGGAAGAAGCACCACGGGCGACCAUGUGUUCCUGUAGCCUUUACCCCCAACCCCAUCCUUAUCCACAUCCCCACAGCCGCUCACACACCUCCCAUUCCAAGAGAGGAUCCACAGCACUUUCCCAUAGCCAGGAAGAGCUUCUCCCCCACUGCCACAGCUUCAGCGGUGUCUCUCGUCCUAAGCCGCUGCCCCCCAAACCCGAUUCCAGCCAGGCCAAAUCAGGCAGCCAAUCUAACCUCAGCCUCAGCACACAGCCCACAGACCAUCCGCCUCAGCCCUCACCGUCACCACCACAGCAGCCGUCCAUGUCUCCCACGUCCCUCCCGAUGCCCAUCCCACCUCCACCCUCCUCAUCCUCUGUCUCGCCACCAGCAGGGGUAGGGAUGGAAGGCCAGGCCCAGGCUCCGGCUUCAGCCAGUGCCAAACUCCAAUAUCAGAGACUGCGCUCUGUGCCACAGCCACGGAGGUUCUACUCUCCCCACCUGCCACUCAAAGCCAAGAGCCUGUGCUCACGUCGAGGGUCGGCCCACUUCUCUAGCCUGGAGAGCGAGGUAUGA